UACCAGCCCCUCUCUAGCCCUCACACACACACACUCACUCAAGCUCCCCCACACACACACACACACACACGCUCACUCAGAGCUCUCUUCACCUCACCCACUCAUCCAGGAACACACACGCGCGCCGGCUGUGCUAACAAAGGAGGAUGGCUGCGUCCAUGUGGAGAAUGAAUGGCUUCUGGGGGAGGACGGCUGCAGUGCUGCUGCUCUGCGCUCUGCUGCUGCACCAUGGAGCUGUCUGUCAAGACAACACCACUGAUCAACCAUCCAGUACUGUUGCCGCUGGCGACCCCAGUUUUAAUUCAACUGAUGCUGAUGCCCCUACUGGUGCCCCUAAUGAUACCCCUGGUGAUGCUACUACUGCUGACCCUGCUGGUACCCUUGCUGAUGCCCCUACUGAUGCUACUACUGCUGACCCUGCUGUUAACUCUACUGUUGACUCUGUUGACCACACUGAUAAACCUGAGGACUCCAGCCCUGCAUCAGGAGACCCAGCGACAGCAGAGUCCCUGGCUGCAGAUACCACCACUGCCCUGGCUGGCCUGGCUGUGGGCAUGGGCCCCUCCACAGGACCCCCAGCCAACACUAAUGCCCUUGGGCAUCCUGCUGUUGUUGACGCCACCUCUUCCGCUUCUGUCGAUACACUUCCUUUCACUAUAGGGUCUUCGGUGAAGACUAUUGCAGGCUUCAGCAUCAGGGUGAUCGCUGUCACAGACGCCCCCAUGAUUCCGUCUGCUACGGAACCCGAGGCUUCGCCCGUGAGGCCUGUUGUGGUGUGUGUGACUGAGGAGGCCUUGAAAGACAAGGAUGCUGUUCAGGUGCACCUGCAGCGUUCAUCUAGCUGUGAGGAAAGCAAGAGUGUGUUAGAGAAACUUCUGGCCCCCUGGUGUGCUUCCCCUCCGUGUCAGUUAGAUGUCUUCCAGGAGGAAAGCACCAAAAACCUGCUGGUGACCAGUCCUCAUGCUGGAUUAAUGACACUGAAGAAGGCCCUGAACAUGGUUGAAGUGAAGGAAGCGCUGGGUGCGUCGCAGGUGGAGGCCCAUCCAGUGAAGUCGUCGUCUGCAGUGUUUGUGUCGGUGCUGAUGGCAGGUCUGCUGCUGGCUGCAGGGCUGAUCGGAGCCUACUGUCUGAGGAUUCGCCGGGGCCACAACACCAAGGGCAUGAGGCUGGCAGAAGAAACCUACCCCGUAGAUGAGGAGAACCAGGGAAACACGCUGGUGUCGGUGGCCCCCCUCACCCCGCCGGAGAGCCAGGAGAAGCCUGCCAUCAACGGGGAGGCACCGGAGGCCGACAAGACCCAGCCUCCACCGACCAACGGCCACUCUACCAAGACGGCCGACACAGAGCUGUAAAGACACCCUGGUUCAGGACAGAACAGACCCCUCCAACCCCCCCACACCCACCCUACCCUCCGUUCCAGAGACAACCCCACCCAGCCCCCUUCAACACACAGAUACACACACACACAUUCAUGCACAGUAUCUACUGUAGUCUCCUCCUAUCCUCCUCUGGCUCCAUGCCUCGGCAACCUGCAGUUGCAGGAGGGACUAUCUCCUGGUGACGUAAGCAUGAUGACGAUGAUGGGGGCCCUGUCCCUGGGAAGUUUCUGAUAGUCAGUACUGGAGUUUGGGGAAGGACGGGACAGGGUGGGGAGAGUUUGCCGCUAAUCACCAGUGGUUCCCAUGACAGUAGCUAGUUACUGGGGUCAGAGCCACAAGCUGUCACCGUCUGGGAAUCACCCUCCCUGCAAAUGUAACCAGCCCCCAAAGCUCCCACACACACUCCAGCAGCAAGCACUGAUAUCCAGGAGAUGCACUCAUACCGGUCCUCUGUUGAGUUUGAUAGUUAUGAAUCUGAUAUGAAUAUUCAGAGUGUUCUCAGAGCAAAAUGUCUGAUUGUGUUCAGGCUUCCUUGUGUGUGUGUGUGUGUGUGUGUGUGUGUGUGUGUGUGUGUGUGUGUGUGUGUGUGUGUGUGUGUGUGUGUGUGUGUGUGUGUGUGUGUGUGUGUGUGUGUGUGUGCGUGUGUGUGUGUGUGUGUGUGUGUGCGUGUGUGCGUGUUUGUGUGUGCUUGCAUACAUGCAUGCUUGUGUGUCUCAAUUGUUAAUCAAAAUGGAGUAUGUUUGAGCAAGGGUAUGGUUUUGUAACUGUGUAAGUGACAUUAGCCACAGAAACUUUACAAUGUUUUAAAACUGAGAAGACAAGGUGAUGGUUGGGGGAGUUUUGGCCCUUGGUGAGGCUCCUGGUGCUCACCAUCAUGUCCAUCAGCCAGGUACCAGGCAGGGUGUCACUUCCCCCCAUCAUUACUGCACACUGCAGAGCCAACUGUGCCUGGAGCAGCACCACAGGCAGCAGCAGCCUGAUACUGCAGGCCAAACAGGCUGAGCAGACUUUCACGGGCCUGUUUGACUCCAGCCGGGCUGCAGCCUGUGGCCCUGACCAGAGACUGGGCCUACUGCUGAAGAGGAUGAGGAUGACGUCCUCUCCAAGGCCAGUCUCACCAGAGACUGGGCCUACUGCUGAAGAGGAUGAGGAUGACGUCCUCUCCAAGGCCAGUCUCACCAGAGACUGGGCCUACUGCUGAAGAGGAUGAGGAUGACAGCCUCUUCAAGGCCACUCUCACACCCAGCCUUUUGGACUGCCACUCUCUAUCAGCUUCCUGACCAUUCUUACUAGUAUGCUUUUUUAAUACCUUUUUUUUAUUGGAUAUUAUUAGUCCCGUCAGUAGUUUGUUCUGUAACUCACAGAAACAUGUUUUUUUUAAUCUUUUUGUGUACUACUCACAGUUUAUUUUUGGCAUGCCAAAGAGAUUAAAUUGGCUCUUUCACAAAAACGACUAAACUGUAUGUAACAAUUAUUGUAUAGUCAUUUGGAUGCAGUCAUUUUUGAGUGGCUGGUCUUUUCUGUUAUCUGAGUGUUUUAUUCUACUGUGUCUUUUGAAAGAACGACCAUAAUGAGCUCCUCACAAUUGUAGUAUCUCAAUCAACCUGUACUGUUAACAGAAAUAAAGAAAGAAAUGGAAAAGCAGUAAUAACUAUUGGUUAUCUUGUCAGAGGAAUACAUUAUUUGAGUACAUAAAAGAGUUUCAUUUAAUCUUUGAAUUUGUGUCCUGUUUUUAACAUUCCAAAGUUACUGUUUAAUUGUACUAGCAUCCUGACUGUUUGAUAUGAAUCUUGAAAAUAAAGAUUUUUUUUAAAUUAAAGAUCA
Osmerus eperlanus (European smelt) is the source of this 3203-nucleotide messenger RNA. It is a transcript of the gene cd34, whose product is annotated as CD34 molecule. Lineage: Eukaryota; Metazoa; Chordata; Actinopteri; Osmeriformes; Osmeridae. The transcript is spliced from 8 exons. Gene Ontology annotation, biological process: cell adhesion. Gene Ontology annotation, cellular component: membrane. The record is from RefSeq and is a predicted model, not a curated record. The coding region runs from base 147 to 1352 and encodes 401 amino acids.